GAAGGGUGAGGCAUGCGGCCAUAUAGCAGCAUUGCUGUUUGCAUUGGAUGACUUUGUUGCUAAGGGACUGAAAGAUCUACCAGAGGACAGGUCUUCUACAGAAAAACUGUGCCAAUGGAACAAACCAGCAAAGAGAAAGACAGAGCCUAAAACUAUACACAAUAUCAGGAUAGUCAAGCAGGAGCCAGGAAAAGUGGUGAAAGGGAGGGAGACCUUGGCAUCCUUGGAGUUUGAUCCUCGCCCACCUGUAGAUCAACUUCAAGAAGAGGAAUCCAAAUCUCGUUUGACUGAAGCUUUGGAAGGUGCCAAUCCAACGUGUGGUUUCAUUAAGUAUAACAAGCCAGUUCCUGAUGUUCCCAACGUUACUGAGUCUUCUCUACUCACCAAAGAAAUAGUGUCUACUGUUAAACAUUUUACAGAUUUUGAGUUGCCUCCAAGUAUAUUAGACUUAAAAAAUGCUUGCAUGUACUUUAAAGACUCUUUACAUUUGGAUGGUAAUGAAGUAGUUGAAUUGGAAUCAAGAACAAGGGGUCAGUCAAGCUCGCAAGAAUGGCACAGUGCUAGAAAAUACAGACUCACUGCAUCUGACUUUCACAAAGUGUUUGUACGCAGAAGUACAACAGAUCCAUCAAAACUUCUAAGAUAUUUUUUAUAUAACAAAAUGAAACCGACAAAUGCAAUGCUGUUCGGACUACAGCAAGAAAAAAAAGCUAUUGAGAAAUUUAAAUCUAAGUUGGUAGAACAGGGUAUACAUGUACAUGACGUUAUUGUUGAACAAAAAGGCCUGGUUGUUGAUUCACACUGUACAUUUUUAGGGGCUUCUGUUGAUGGCAUUGCUUUGAUAAAUGGCGAACAAUUCGUUUUAGAACUGAAAAAUCCUGCUUCAACAUGGGACAUGGACAUACCAUCAGCAGCAAAGAAGUUGCCCUGCUUGAAAAUGAAUGAAAAUAAUGAGGUCUGUCUCAAUGUAAAACAUUCUUAUUAUACUCAGAUUCAGGGACAAAUGGGAAUCUUAAAUAUUUCAAAAUGUUACUUUGUUUUGUGCACUAAGAAUGACAUUCAUAUAGAGAUGGUUACAUUUGACAAACAUUUUUGGGAGAGGGUUUUACAUAAACUUACACAGUUUUAUGAUUAUUUCAUGUUACCAGAAAUUGUUUACCCCUCUGUGAAAUUUGGUCUGCCAGCUUUUGAUAUAUCAAAAUUUUGAAUCAAGGUGUUGUACAUAUAUGGUGUCAUGACUCCUUCUCCAUUCAAAUCCCUUCAUGGUACUUAUGCGAGAGAAAAGAGAAGUGAACUUUCAAAUAACAAUGUGUGUAGUGCAUGACAUUGUCAACUUAAUUUCUACAUCUAGGAUCAUUAUUUGUGUUACAAUGCAUAAGUGAUUACAUCAUGCUUUGAUAUACAGUAUAUUAUUAAGAAUACCAUGUUUACUUUUUUCCAUAUUAAAAUGAAGAGGUGUUCCAUAUGUUAGUGAUUUUUUUCAAAUCUUGUUAGAAGUUAAAUGAGAUAUUGAUGAAAACGCAAUGAAUUCUCGUAUUAUCCAAAGUUGAUUCCCUCUUUUAAAUUAUGUAACAUUUAGUACAUAUUUGUCAAUCCAUUGAAC
Molecule: messenger RNA, 1603 nt
Organism: Saccostrea cuccullata (small rock oyster)
Lineage: Eukaryota; Metazoa; Mollusca; Bivalvia; Ostreida; Ostreidae
Exons: 2
Source: RefSeq, a predicted model, not a curated record